AUGGUGUUGGCCGGGGCUUCGCAGCGGCAGGGUGGCGGUGGCGACAGGGGCCGCAGGGCUUCAGGGCGGUGGCGCCGGGGCGCUGGGCAGGUGGUGGGGGCAGCGAGGCGCCGCGGCGGUGGGGUGUUCGGGCGGUGGGGCGGCGGGGCGCCGCGCUGUGGGCCGUUCGGGAAGCGGGGCGACGGGGCAAGGGGGCGGCGGCGGGUGGUGGGGCAAGGGGGGCGGCGGGUGGUCGGGGCGACGGAGCGAGGGGCGAUGGGUGGGCGGGUGGCGGGGCAAGGGGGCGGCGGCGGGAGGCGGUGGUUGUCGGGGAGGAGACAGAAACAGAGAGAUGGAGGGGCGGGGUGGGGCUCGGCCGUUAGUUAG
Aegilops tauschii subsp. strangulata is the source of this 366-nucleotide messenger RNA. The record is from RefSeq and is a predicted model, not a curated record. NCBI's taxonomy places the organism in Eukaryota, Viridiplantae, Streptophyta, Magnoliopsida, Poales, Poaceae.